GCAGAGUUUAACAUCUUCUUCCAUUAAGCAGAAAAGCAACAACCGAAAACCGAACACUUUGAUCAAACCCAAGUCAGUUUCAGUACUCUUUCUCCUGUGUUUCUAAUCCUAUACAAACCCACCCACCCAGAUUCCGAUUCUUCUUCAUCAACGAUAGAUGGCUGCCAAUGGAAUCCACUUCACCAGAGUUGGUGACGUGUUGUUGCCAGUGGGAUUCCGAUUCCGCCCCGCAGAAGAAGAGCUGAUCCGCUAUUACUUGCAGAUGAAGCUCGAGGGAAUGGAUUACGUUUUCAGCCACGUCAUCUGUGAAAUCAAUAUCUGCGACCACGAGCCAAGGGACUUGCCUGGGCUUUCACUCGUAAAGUCGGAUGAUCAAGAAUGGUACUUGUUCAGCACUUACAAAAAAAACAGCAAAAACCAGAUCGUAAGGGCGACGAAGGAAGGCUUCUGGAAGGUCACUGGUGAGCGAAAACAGGUCAAGACUGAAGACAAAAGAACUGUCAUCGCUGAAAAAAGGAUUCUAACUUUUAAGCAAGGUCGUGUUCGGAAUCCCCAAAAGACCGACUGGGUUAUGCAUGAGUAUUACAUCCCCAAACCAAUCCUAAUGAUAAUCAGUGAGUUCCCAGGAAACAGACCCAGCCAUACAGCAAGCGGUCCCACACGUAGGACUCCUUAGCUUCCCACCAAACGCCACGACAACAAAAAUUCCA
Malus domestica (apple) is the source of this 710-nucleotide messenger RNA. The record is from RefSeq and is a predicted model, not a curated record. NCBI's taxonomy places the organism in Eukaryota, Viridiplantae, Streptophyta, Magnoliopsida, Rosales, Rosaceae.